AUGGCCAACGGCGACUCCGCGGCAGGCGCGCCGGCCGCCAACGCGGGGAGGCCGGGGCUCGCGCCUGCCUGCGGNGAGCUAGGGCAGGCCGGUGGCGACUCUGCGGCGGGCACGCCAGCGAUCGACGUGUGCGGUCGACGUGGGGAGGCCGGGGCUCACCCUUGCCGGCAGCGGGAGGCGGCGGUGGUGGUGGCGGAGCAAACUGAGCCCACACAAGCCGAGCUCGGGCUCGAGGUGCACGCCGGCCUCGGCGGCGGCCGUGGUGCCUCGGGGCGGCGGCGAGGGUCGCCAGGGCUCCGAGGGAGGCAGCAGGAGUGGCCUCAGGCGGCGGCGGCGCACGGGCUAACAGCUGAAGCACAGCUCGGCCCAAUCCCGCCCAAGGAACCCGCAGGGCUGAAGCAGUGCGGCGGCGGCGCUCGGGGCGGCGAGGACCGACUGCCUGAGGUCGAAAGGAGGCCGCAGGGGUAG
Ananas comosus (pineapple) is the source of this 468-nucleotide messenger RNA. Its product is annotated as collagen alpha-2(I) chain-like. NCBI's taxonomy places the organism in Eukaryota, Viridiplantae, Streptophyta, Magnoliopsida, Poales, Bromeliaceae. The record is from RefSeq and is a predicted model, not a curated record. The transcript has a single exon. The coding region runs from base 1 to 468 and encodes 155 amino acids.